Messenger RNA from Anopheles funestus (African malaria mosquito), 2051 nucleotides. RefSeq names its product flightin. The coding region runs from base 168 to 593 and encodes 141 amino acids. The record is from RefSeq and is a predicted model, not a curated record. NCBI's taxonomy places the organism in Eukaryota, Metazoa, Arthropoda, Insecta, Diptera, Culicidae. The transcript has 4 exons.
GAGGGAGAAAACGGGUGACCCGAAUGUUUGAAGCGCGCUCGACAACGUGUCGAUUUCGAUACCGUCCGGUUGCGGGAAGCAGUCAGUCUCUCUGUUCAUUCCACCGGAUUAACAAGUCAAUUUUCAAAGGUACGCUUACUUCCAGUAUCAAAUAAACCGGCCUAACCAUGGAUGAUGGUGCUGCAUCCACUGGCGUCAUUGUGAAGAACAAACCGGGCGCAAAGCCGCUGAACAUCGUCGAUGACUUCAACCGUCGCAAGAUGCCGCUGUACAAGCACUGGGUUCGCCCACAAUUCUUGCAAUACAAUUACAUGUACGACUAUCGCGUAAACUACUACGACGACGUCAUCGACUAUCUGGACCGGCGAUCACGAGGAGUUGCGUCGGAAAUUCCUCGUCCCCAGACCUGGGCUGAACGCGUCCUGAGAACCCAGAAGAACGCCCCACGUGACAUCAACGAUGUGUACAGCUACACCAGCAUCAGCCACAAGAAGGACGACAAGAAGCUUAUGUACACGCUAAGUAAUCAGAUCAAGUCGUACAACUGCCACUCGAAGGCAUACACUAACAGAAAGUACCGCAAGAUCCUCUAAAAAUGCGUUUCCUUUGCUUUUUUUUGGCACUAAAAAGAAGAGAGAAAAAAAUCAAACCGAGAGAAAAAAAAAACAAAAAAAACCCACACUUCCCAAAAAUCGCUUGGCAAAAAGCUUAAUUAAAUGCUGAGGAAGUCCUGCAAAACCUCAGAAACUUUCUCCCGAUAAUUUGUGCUUUUUUAUUAAUGAAAAAAAAAUUAACAUCCCUCGCAAUAAAAAUGCUUCCGCUUGUUUAGCUUACGAACUGCAGUUUUUAAAACUUUGUAUAAAACUUUGUGAAGAAAAACAAAACGACCAAAAAAAAACAAACUCACAUAUAAUUAUGGAAAAAAGACAAAAAAAAUGAAGAAAUAAUCAAAACCUUCGUAACGAACAUGUUCUUAACACACGCACAGCAAAUACAGAGAGACUCGAAACGAAAACGAAACGUCCCCCCGUUUUCCCUGCUUUACUUUUGCCCUUCAACCUCCCCUCCCUCCCCUUUCACCCCUUACCUAUUUCGACACACGUCCCAACGAUCCUUUCCAAGGUUCUCUUUCGAAGUUUGCUGUUAACGCUGCCAAGAGCCCUUGGAAAAAUGUUCGACAGGCAGCCCACGUCCUUUUCACUUGCUCGAAAGCAAGAAAAUAAAAGAAACAAGAAAACAAUCGAACAGGGUAGGGUUGCUUUGCUUUAAAUGCCUCCAUAGUUACGCAUAGGUUACAGUGUUAAGGUGUGUUUUGUUGUGUGAUAGGCUGGAAUUUUUUAUUUCAACAAAAAAGCUUUCUUUUUGUUUUACCUAUUUCAUCAAAUUUAUAUUUUUCCUUCCACCCACACUUCCAACUAGUUUCCCUCCCUUACGGCUAAGUAAGUUAAUGCGCGCGAAAAUGUAAAAAACCUGACAAACCAUUGCAACACUCGCUGGCUCGUAACCAUAUUAGGGUGGGAAAAGCUUUCCCAUCCUCCCAAACAUUUGUUUGGUGCUGUUUGCACGAGCUCUAGCUUGAGAUGUUGUUUUUUCUUUCAAAUCUGCUUUGUAAUUAUUGCUUUUUAUUGUAGUUUGCAGCUUUGUUAGUCCAUUUUUUUGGAGUUUGUCUAACAAAUAACAGCGGUGUCCGAUGAACUAUAGUUUUACUUUGAAAACCUUUCCUUUUUUAAUUUUCCCACCACAAAAUUAUUCUACACUGCGCCCUGGAUUGGUGUGUAGGGAAAAGUCGACCACUGGUAAGGCUCUAUCUGAGCUCCACUUACCGAGGCUGGUGACCGUGGUUAGAAGAUGGUACGGGCCGGAUUGUCAACACACAUUUUCACAAGCUACCGUCCGUGCCGGAACAGCAAAAAGUAAAGGGGGAGCAGAUUAGCAGAUUUGUCCACCAUUUGUACAACACUUUGACCAGUAAACCACCUUUGGCACCCAUUGAACCGAGCAUCGUAACGCUCCUCAAAAACGAAUUUCAAUAAACGAAAGUAACUCUGAAA